Helianthus annuus (common sunflower) is the source of this 985-nucleotide messenger RNA. RefSeq lists its product as uncharacterized. Bases 98 to 694 code for a protein of 198 amino acids. Gene Ontology annotation, cellular component: glycosylphosphatidylinositol-N-acetylglucosaminyltransferase (GPI-GnT) complex. Lineage: Eukaryota; Viridiplantae; Streptophyta; Magnoliopsida; Asterales; Asteraceae. The record is from RefSeq and is a predicted model, not a curated record. The transcript is spliced from 5 exons. Gene Ontology annotation, biological process: GPI anchor biosynthetic process.
CGAAAAUGACAGUAAUCAUUAAAGGAAAGGGCGAGAGAUGAAUUAGAUCCGGUGAUCGGAAAGUUGGAUACCGAAUUACCGUUUAUCUCACUCGAGUAUGCUCCGCCAUGUAGCUCGUAACGAGCUCUGGUUUGAUUCUAAAAUGGCGGAUCCGUCAAUAAUUUCGAAUGCGAGGUUCACAUAUGUACAUGAUCAUCACAAACACGCUGUCGAUACUCAUCACAUCAUCGCUCGGAGAAGUACUCUCAAACCAAUCGUCCUAUACCUGAUUGCGAUACUUCUCGUAGCGUAUUCUGUAUUUCUGCAUCUCGAUAAGGGAAAGCCAGUGACCACUGUUAUAUGGAGCUUCUUUUUUAGUGCUAUUAUGGUCAAAUUGCUUAUCUGGAGGCCGAUUGUGAAAGAGUCGGUCGUAAUUAUGCCUGAAUUUGGAGUUCAGCUUGAAACUCAUUAUGGAAGUGGAAGGAUAAACCGGCGCUUUAUUCCUGUAAGCAAGAUUCUUAAACCGGUGCUGAAUGAAUGCGUUACCCCAGUUACUUGUUGCUGGUGCCUGUCUUUCUUGAUUCGGGAUGAAAACGAGCUUACUUUAGUUUUCAAGAAAUUUCGCCCACCCUUGAAAAUGUUAGUACCCAUCUGGAAAGCUUUAUGUGUUGCAACUGAUUGUAAAGAAAGCUUUGAGAUUCAAGAAGAUGGGUAGGUUAUGCUGAGAACCGUACAUCGUAUUUCAACAAAUUCUUGCAUGUAAAAACACAAACAAGUUCUCGAUCAAGAUAUACGCGUCCGCUUUCUUGCAUGAUGUUCAUGUUCUAAACAAGAACCCGAAAAAACAACAGAAGGAUGAUUUUGUUUCAACAAUGUUCAAGGUCUUCUUACAAUGUACAUUAUAAAGAUUGUUUGUUAGACAACCAUUUAGUUCGUUUUUUACGGUUUGAAACAUUAAAGUGGUUGUUUGAUCGUUUAACAGGUUGAUCGGUUUGGUAGUUAUGUA